Messenger RNA from Aspergillus nidulans FGSC A4, 618 nucleotides. RefSeq lists its product as uncharacterized. The transcript is spliced from 3 exons. NCBI's taxonomy places the organism in Eukaryota, Fungi, Ascomycota, Eurotiomycetes, Eurotiales, Aspergillaceae. The record is from RefSeq and is a predicted model, not a curated record. The coding region runs from base 1 to 618 and encodes 205 amino acids.
AUGGCUCUGACUUUAUAUAAACCAUCCGUUCCCGCUGCUGUCGAGUCAGGCGAGAUCCAGAGACAUCAAUGCUUUGUCGGCGAGAUCCUUCAAAUCGGACUGAGCGUCAACAGCACCAAGCUGGCAGUCAAGGACCAAGACGGCAACAACCUUCGCAUCGGUUUCACCUUCACCCCUGACACUUACGAUAAAGAAUGUAUCCCAUUAGGCCUCCUGAAACGAGGCCUUACUAUCCUGGUUCUGACCGCAUCGAUCGAGGACUUGCCUGGUGGCGGGAAGAGCAUUAAGGUGCUCGACCCGCGGCUCGUCAAGGGGUGCCAGGAAACUGCGGUUCAUCAUGAGGAUCACAAAGUACAUUGUGCGGUUCUGCGUGAUCCAGAUAUGAUUCCCUUCUUUAGCAAGCAGUGGAAGUGCUUGCAGGAGUUCCGUUGCGUGUCUUUGCAGAGUCUGACGGCCUGCCAACCCACCAACAUCUUCCAAGCCACUCAACAUAGCCAUCUAGCUGCCCCAUUAGGCACCGUCCUGUACAAUAGAAGCCAAAUCCAAGCCCUUCCACUCAAUGAGGCUCAUAGCACCCCCUCAGGUCAAAUCAAGUCCCUCCAGGACCUGUGCGAUUAA